This is a messenger RNA of Anastrepha obliqua, 1696 nucleotides long. RefSeq lists its product as uncharacterized. The coding region runs from base 530 to 913 and encodes 127 amino acids. The record is from RefSeq and is a predicted model, not a curated record. The transcript is spliced from 2 exons. NCBI's taxonomy places the organism in Eukaryota, Metazoa, Arthropoda, Insecta, Diptera, Tephritidae.
UAACUAGUUUGAGUUAUUUGUCAUAGUAAAUAAAUAAACAGUGAAUACUUAUCAAUAUGUGGUGUUGUUUUGACGUUGACGUUGUGUUCACAAAUAAUAGCAGUGCGAGAUAGUAUUUACUUUAUUUUACUUUUUCAGUAAUUCUUUUUUAAAAUUUUGUUUACAUUACCACUUAAGGUCUCAAACUUUGUACAAAAUGAAGUGAUAUAAAUCUCCACAUCCAAAAGCUUUUAAGAGAGACGAAGUGGUUUCAACACAUUGGAUAUUAGAGAGCCCAAACUAGCGGUAUCUCAAUGGGCGCCAUCUAUACAUUAAUGAAGCGCGGUAACCGCCAUAACCCAACAUAAUCUGGCCUAAUACCUUAAGACUUACGAAAGUCCCCGGAAGCUCGCCGCUUCUCUUCGAUGGUAAUCGGCUCAAAUGCGAGUUCCAAAUGUAUUCACAGUUCAAAUGUAGAAUUCAAAAAUCAUCCGUGCGAACCAUACUAAUAGGCAGAGCGCCGUUAAAAGACUGAGCAGCGCUGCCAACUAUGCCUUCCUGCUGCCUGUUGGCUGGCUUGCUGCCUAUCAGCCGGCCUGCGCUGCUGCGUCGCUGUGUCGCUGCCGAAGACCCCCCAAAAGAAAUGCCAGCAACAGCAACGACAACAACACUUAAAAUCAGCGCGCACACAUGCAAUCAACAUUUGAGUAAGCACCAGCAACAGCAACACGAACCGAAAAACUGGACAACAACAACAACAACAACAAUUAAAAGCAACCACAUUAAUAUGACAGUAGUUAAGAAACGAGCAGCGAACCGAAGUGAUGAACGAACUAUGCCAACAAAAACGAACAACACGAAAACGAAGUCACCGCCAAUGUUGUUGCUGCUGUUUCGUUCGCGGUGGCAAAGCUGCUGCGCUGCUUACUGCUAGCGGCAAUAAAACGAACACAACCGAGUGCAAAUGCCCACCAAACGAACGUCGCUACAUGCGUGCAUGCAAGAGCAUACUGCAAGAGGUAAGACAAAACCAAAACGAAGCGAAGGAAAACAAAAUCAACGCAGGCGAAUGAAUUGCGCGCGCCUGUUAAAAGGUGACGAGGGCGAUGGUGGAAGAGACAGAAGCCAAACUGACAGCUAACAGUAGACUAUCCAACCACCCACCUUCGCCGCUGCUAACGUCGACGCGCUCACUAAUGGCUAACAGCUGUGCCUUGGCUGAGAGCGAAUGCGUGAGAGAGCGCAGCAACAGUAAAAAGGCGAACAAAUAAUGACGUAAUUAAUUAAGGCAGUUGUGCUGAGUGGCAACAUUCGUAUAUCGUGUAUGAGUUUGUGCAAGGCGCUCAUUAUAAGCUCCCAGCAUUGUUGUUGCCAUAGCUCCAACUUUGCUGCAAGAAUUCAAGUGGGGAAAUAGUUUGUGCGCGAGUUGAGCUUGACGAAAAUCUGAUGCUGUAAGAGAGAGUGAGAGAAAUAAAAGAAACAAGAUUAAUUAGAGCUGUUAGCAAACCGGAGACAUGAGCGUUUUCCAAACUUUUAAUGUGACAAACGCAUGUGUUUGUUGGAAUGUGCCGCAGUUGACAGUGGCGCUUGUGGAGCCUCAGCACUGUGAGCGCGCUUUGCUUUGAACAGCUGCCUCACCCUCUCUAUCUUUCUCUCUCUCUGUGAUGUUUUAAUAGCACACUGCUGGUGCCGUAGAUGGGGCGUCACAUUCAUUUGG